Opisthocomus hoazin is the source of this 1539-nucleotide messenger RNA. The record is from RefSeq and is a predicted model, not a curated record. Lineage: Eukaryota; Metazoa; Chordata; Aves; Opisthocomiformes; Opisthocomidae.
AUGAAAAUGAGAUCCCAGAGGAAGGAAGGUUCAGAUGUUCAAGACCAGAGAAACUGGCGAGCUGGAGACCGGGGCACUGGCAGGACUGCGUGCUCUCAGUUGUUGUUAUAGUGCGUUGCUUUUUCCCCCCAGAACACAGUCACUGCGGAUGACCAUGCUCCUGAAGACAACAGCUUCACCCUGAAUCCCGAGGACAGAAGAGAAUACCCUGAUCUCCAGGCUGCCCACCAGCCGUUCCCUAAACAGCGAUUCAGGCAAGAAAUCGGGCAUACGUCCUUGCAAAGAGAUGGACCCAGAUCUUUCCUCCUGGAUCUCCCAAACUUCCCUGACCUGUCAAAAGCAGAGAUCAAUGGGCAGAAUCCCAAUAUUCAGGUUACCAUUGAAGUGGUGGAUGGCCCUGACAGUGAGACAGACAAGGAUCUGCAGAAAGAAAGCAGCAAGCCUAGCUGGCCAGUCUCAUCACCUGACUGGAGAAACUGGUGGCAGAGGUCCUCCACCUUGACUCGCAUGAGCAGCGGUGACCAGGACUAUAAGUAUGACAGCACUACGGAGGACAGCAACUUCCUAAACCCUCUUGGUGGGUGGGAUAGUCAUGCACCCAGUCACCGGACAUUUAAGUCCAAGGAGCAGCCAGAGUAUGAUUAUAUUGAUGGUGAAGGAGACUGGAGCCCGUGGUCCCUCUGUAGUGUCACCUGUGGGAGCGGCAAUCAGAAGCGGACGCGGUCCUGCGGGUAUGCCUGCACCGCCACUGAGUCACGGACCUGCGACAGGCCCAGCUGCCCAGGGAUCGAAGAUACCUUCCGGACAGCUGCCACAGAAGUGAGCUUACUUGCAGGAAGUGAAGAUUUCAACGCCACCAAACUGUUUGAAGUUGAUACUGAUAGCUGUGAAAGAUGGAUGAGCUGCAAAAGUGAGUUCUUGAAGAAAUAUAUGCACAAAGUGGUCAAUGAUCUUCCCAGCUGCCCAUGCUCCUACCCCAGAGAAGUUGCAUACAGCACUGCUGAAAUCUAUGAUCGAAUUAAGAGGAAAAACUUUCGCUGGAAAGAUGCAAGUGGUCCAAAGGAAAAACUGGAGAUCUAUAAACCCACUGCACGGUACUGCAUCCGCUCCAUGCUCUCUUUGGAAAGCACAACGCUUGCAGCACAGCACUGCUGCUAUGAUGAUAAUAUGCAGCUGAUUACCAGAGGGAAAGGGGCAGGUACACCAAACCUGAUCAGCAUUGAAUUCUCAGCAGAACUCCAUUACAAAGUGGACAUUCUGCCUUGGAUUAUAUGCAAAGGUGACUGGAGCCGAUACAAUGAAGCACGGCCUCCAAACAAUGGGCAGAAGUGUACAGAAAACCCUUCAGACGAAGACUACUACAAGCAAUUUCAAGAAGCAAGGGAAUACUGAGAAGAUUUUGCUUCUCUUCAGGCACAAAAUAGCAUUCAUUUCCUGGAUGCUGAAGAACUGAUACUGGCUGCUGCAAUGUCUCCUUGACAGGGGUUGAUCAGUUUCUAAUGAAUGUAUAUAGUUGUAAUAUAAUCCGUAAGUAUUUUU